Messenger RNA from Micromonas pusilla CCMP1545, 1128 nucleotides. RefSeq lists its product as uncharacterized. Gene Ontology annotation, biological process: peptide metabolic process; protein processing. The record is from RefSeq and is a predicted model, not a curated record. The transcript has 2 exons. The annotation marks the transcript as partial. NCBI's taxonomy places the organism in Eukaryota, Viridiplantae, Chlorophyta, Mamiellophyceae, Mamiellales, Mamiellaceae. Gene Ontology annotation, molecular function: zinc ion binding; metallocarboxypeptidase activity.
AUGACGCGAGCGCGUCGAGGACUCCUCGUCCUCGUCGCCGUCGCGCUGCUCGCGUCCGCGACGGCGCGCGCGGACGCGCUCGAGACCGUCGACGUCGCGAGACCGUCCGACGGAGGCGUCGUCGGAUCCGACGCCGUCCCGCGGACGAAACAGACGAUCGCCGCGGACGCGGACGCGGACCCGACGCGGGAGGAGUGGAGGUACCGCACGAACGAAGAGCUCGCGGCGGCGCUGAGGGCGCUUCACGAGGGCGCGUGCGCGGGGAUCAGCGCGCUGUCGUCCACGGGACGCAGCGUCCGCGGGGUCGACCUGCCCGUGCUCGAGAUCGCAGUCCCGGAGGAGAAGGCGAACUCGAAGACCGGCGCGGGCGGCGAUAACGGCGGCGCGAAGCCGUCGUUCGGGUUCAUCGCGAACAUGCACGGCGACGAGCCCGUCGGGAGGGAGCUCGCGCUGAGACUCGCGCGGCUGCUCUGCGACGCGCACCGCGGCGUCGGCGGCGGCGGCGGCGACGGCGACGACGCGGCGACGUUAACGGCGGCGGCGGCGCUCGUCGCGUCCGCGCGUCUCUUCUUCGUGCCGACGAUGAACCCGGACGGGUUCGCGACGCGAUCGCGGAACAACGCGAACGGCGUGGACUUAAACCGCGACUUCCCGGAUCAGUUCCGCGGCGGGUUAAAGCUCGAGCGCGGCGAUUUCGGCGGCGGCGGCGACGACGACGACGCCGCCGGCCGGCAGCCGGAGACGGCGGCGAUGAUGCGUUGGGCGACGAAUCUCACCGCCGCGCUCAACUUCCACGAGGGCGCGCUCGUGGCCAACUACCCGUGGGACGGCACCGACGACGGGAAGACGCGGUACUCGCGCGCGCCUGACGACCCCGCGUUUCGAAGGAUGGCGAGCGCGUACGCCUCCGCGCAUCGAGGGCGAAUGAUCCCCGCGACCGCGGAACUGAGCAUCGCGCGAAAGUCGCGGCGUCCGAACGAGGAGCGCUUCAAAGGCGGGAUCACGAACGGCGCCGCGUGGUACCCGCUGUGGGGCGGGAUGCAGGACUGGCACUACAUCGUCACCGGCACGAUGGCGCUCACGAUCGAAGUCAACGAGGUGAAGUGGCCCGAGGUGAGAGAGUUGGAG